Coccomyxa subellipsoidea C-169 is the source of this 1587-nucleotide messenger RNA. RefSeq lists its product as hypothetical. Lineage: Eukaryota; Viridiplantae; Chlorophyta; Trebouxiophyceae; Coccomyxaceae. The transcript is spliced from 7 exons. The coding region runs from base 206 to 913 and encodes 235 amino acids. The record is from RefSeq and is a predicted model, not a curated record.
CGCAGUCUGGGCAUACCACUUCUCCACUUUCUCACGGUAAAGAAAUUCUACGAGGUUCUGAGGAGUGAGGAGUAGGUCAGCUUGUCACGUUACAGAGGUGGAGCAAGGACAACUGAGAGGCAGGAUGACGGGCGUAGCAAGGUAUCUUGGCGUCCUGUUGGUAGCAUGUGCAGUUUCAGGCGCAUACGCAGGACGCGGCGCCCAAAUGCGGAAUCUGCAGGCGAAGAGCGAGAAUGUUCUCACUGUUGAGCAGGCGUACAACGACCAGGUUGACCAGCUGGCAGAGAUGAUUUCUUCAGUCUUCAUGGUGCACCACGGCAGCAACCUGCAGGCCUUCCAAAGCCUGAAUGUAUCCCAAGUUGUCCUGGCUGCCGAGAUGGGCCUGGUCGCCUUCUUCGAAUCAGUGGAGAAUUACAUCAAAGGCACCAUUGGCCUCGUCACAAACCUGCCCGAGAACCUUGCAGGCCUCCCUAAGAACAUCUCCGACGCGCUCGCCCCAGAGAACCAGCCGGACGCCACCCAGCUGGCCAACACCACCUACCUCAUGGAGCAGUUUGAGGAACUGGUGGCCGGCCUUGAGAACCCCGCCGCUAUUGCCGGCAGUGGCGCUGUCUUCUCCUAUGCGCCAUGCUUCGUCAACUUCGCACCCGCAGCCGUGGGUGUGUCCGCCACCGGUAUCAGCAUCGCCCCCUCUCUGGCCGUGAUCACCCCCGAGGGUGUCAACAUCCAGCCCCAGGGACUCAACAUCCAGCCCGUGCUCAUCACCAUCUUCCCUGUCGGCGUCAACGUGCAGCCCCAGGGACUGAAUAUCGCGCCCGCCCUGAUCGCCGUGACCCCCGGCCGCGUGUCCAUCAACCCCCAGGGAGGCACCAUCGGCCCUGCCCUCAUCUCCGUCUCCGCCGAGCAGCCAUAGAUCGGCUCUUCUCUGCGCGCACACUCGAGCAGUCACAGCCGGGCAAUAUGCGCGGCGCAGUCUGCCGUGGUACCCUGCACUCUGCCCUGCCAUGUGUGCUUGACAGGCACAGUAGUCAUGACAUCUGCCACCCAAUAAUAAAGCGUUACAAACAUUCAUUCUCUGACGGCGGGUCAAAGCCGGAGGCAGGUUGCCACCUGCGAAUGGCUGGCUCGCAGAGUCUCUGUGUGCAUUUCCCACCAUCCUGUUUUGGCUGGCAGGGGAAGUGCCUGAUGGAUGGCCUGUGGCUUGGACGGAUCAAGGGUGCUUUGGAAGUGUGAAUAGGUUCGGGAUUGAUUUCUGUGCCUGGCUGCUAUGUAGUUGCUGACCCCGCAGCUUUGCCAGCCACGGUAUUUCAUUCAGAGGGUGUAAUUGCAACGUACGUGAAGCCGCACUUGGUUUGAAGUCAGGCUGGUUUGGUGACAUUUCAUGACUGGAUGGGGAAAUACUAUUUGACUGGGUUGGGGGUGACUAUUUUUGACUGACUCAACAAGGGAGGUCCCUUGACAUGCAAACGCGCACACUGUGAGAGCCAGGCUCACUGCUUCUGGUCGAUUUGACCCUCCAGUUUGUUGCAUUUGCCGAAUGCAAGCUAUUUAUAUUCGCACUGAAUAUGUAACAUAUAUUCUGGGGUC